AUGGCACAAGGCUCACAGGCUUCCAUUGUUAAGAUCGCUGGCGCAGGGUUUCGGCUCUCACUACUCCUCAAUGCCGCUGCUUGUCAACUUGCCCAGUCCAGACUGGAAAUUCAUAGUAUCGCCAAGGGUAUCUCGCUUUUUGCUCUAGCACUCAGACAUGUUGGGCAGACUAUUGAGGGUACCGAUUUGGACCAGUCUCCAGAGGCAACAGAGAAGGCCUGGGAGAUCGCAGGACAAGGCCAGAUGAUAUUCAUCGAAAUCGAACACAUGUUGAACAGGUUGAAGGCAACCGAUAGCAACAAUGAUCUUAUGAGCAUUCCACUGCAGGAAAGACUCAAAUGGUGUUUCCGGAAGCACCAUGUCACAUAUCUGCUAGCCCAGUUGGAAUCUCUCAAGCUCAGCCUGAUUGUGAUCCUGCAAACUCUACAGCUUGGAAACUUUAUCAAAUCCAACGUUGAUGAUGGAAUUGAUACUGAUUCCCUUACAUCUACCGCCGACGAUGUCAUUGCCCAAGAGAAAGCGGAAUCCCAGAACAUGAUCAUCGUCCGGUAUUGGUCUAUCAAGCGUCUCGAUCGCUUGUGGGAUCUUGUAGAGCAGGAGAAUUCAGAUGCCGCCAAUGACCCAACAAACCAGAGGAUCAGUUCCAAUUACUCGUCCAAUACGAUAUCAGCAUCGAACCCACUGGCUGCCGCAACCAGACGCUCGGAUCCGACAAGGCUGCCCAUCAUUACUUUCGGAGACAGUGAAAUUGGACUAAUUGACAUAGAAAGGUCUCCGAAGGAUAUGGUGCAACUGUCUGAGAGCGCAUUGAACCGGCUGCUCUUACUCUGGGUGCCUUUCGUUGACCCUUCCAAACUACACCACGCCGGCAAAGGCUUGGACAUAUCUAACAAGCCAGUCCAACCUCGAGUAUACGUCUCUUCGGACACCGAAGAAGAUGAUACCGAAGAGCUAGACUUUGAUAGCCAAGACAACCGAGGUUACUAUCUCGAAGGAUCGACCGUGGACUGGAGGGAGCCUCAUUCACAAGAGGCCCGACAGCAUGCAGCAGAGCUACGCCGAAAGUACUCCAGCUACCAGGCUCACGUGGAAAGCGAGCCAGAGCCUGAUGAAUAUCCCAAGCAUCGAGAUAAACCUCGCAGUGAUCCAGCAGUAAUCGACUCAAUUGACGAGGGCGAGCAAAGGUCCGACACUGUACGGCGGCCCUCACACACCACAAAUCCCAUGCAAGGCCCCCGUUUCCAUUCCAACAGCCUGUCAUCUGGAUAUCCUCCAAGUCACAACAGUCCCGACAGCAGACCCGCCACAUACCCAAUCGGCAGCUUCCCUCCCCCGAACCAUGCUAUAGCCCGUCAUCCAUCACUGCCUUUGCACGCACAGCCGGGCCCUCCUUUCCAGCAGUCAUACAAAUACUACCCAGGCCAAGAUUAUUCUACAGCCCCUCGGUCCAUCCCAAUGAGAAUGAACCAACCCAACAACCCAGCCAUCACCAUCCCCAGUACAAACCCCUCCCCUAGAGGUUCAUCGCCAAAUCAAGUCCACUUCGAACCCACUUGGACCCGAAAUCAUACAUACAACAAUAAUAUCCCGAACAGCAACAACAGCAAACUCCAACUCCGCCACUAUCCAUCCGCAUACCCGCUUUCCUCCUCAUCACCCGAGUCUAGCUUCCGAGCCUCGCCGCCUCGCUCCGAUCAACGGUCUCCGUCGUCGCAUCCGCGCCGAUCCUCGCGCGAAGAAGCUAAGGAGCGACAUAAGGCGAUGACUCGUAGUGCUACGAGGGGUCUGGUGGGGAUCGGGGCUAUUGCUGGGUUUAUGGAUGCGUUGGAGGCCUUUUCAAUUCUGUGA
Molecule: messenger RNA, 1848 nt
Organism: Penicillium vulpinum
Lineage: Eukaryota; Fungi; Ascomycota; Eurotiomycetes; Eurotiales; Aspergillaceae
Exons: 2
Coding region: 1-1848 (615 amino acids)
Source: RefSeq, a predicted model, not a curated record